Messenger RNA from Rotaria sp. Silwood2, 720 nucleotides. NCBI's taxonomy places the organism in Eukaryota, Metazoa, Rotifera, Eurotatoria, Philodinida, Philodinidae. The record is from the annotation of a GenBank genome assembly.
AUGAUUUAUUCUAUGAAUCAAUCAUUUGUUUUACCACCGAAUUGUAGUUAUAUAUCAAGUAAUCGAUGUUCAGUUAAACUUCUAUUUUGGUUUGAACGUAGAAAUUAUGUUGUCACAUUUCCAGGUGAUAUAUUAAAUGAUGAUAAUAUUGAUGAUAAUAGACAUUUUGUUAUGAUUGAAGUAGCCAUGAAUACAUUUUUUUCCUAUGAAAUUAAUCAUGUAUGUAAAAAUAAAGAUGAUUGUGCUCGAAAUUUUGCUGAGAAAAAAAUUAUUGCAAUGACACAACGAUCAUUUAAUAUUUCAAAUAUUUAUACUGAUCUUGAACGAAUUUUAUUUAAAAAAGAAAGUUUAGAUGAUGAUUUACUUUGCUUUGAUUCAAAUGAAGCUGUACGUCAAUGUGCUAUUGCUGGAAUGAUGGGUUCAUGUCAAAUUAUUGAUGAUCUUAUUAAAUAUAAUAUUCAUCGACGUACAUGUCAACGUCAUUCUCAAGAAUCUGCUAGUGUUAAUAUAUAUGAUUCUAAUAGUUUUGCAAUAAUGACUGUAAAAUGUAAUCGAAUGCUGUGUAAUGGACCAUUAACAAUAGAAGCUGUAAAAAAUGUCUUAAAUCACUAUAAUAUUACGGAUGUUAACGGUAGACUACCAGGAAAUAGUUCACGUCUAUCAAUAAAAUAUUAUUUAUUUAUCUUGAUAUUUUUUUGUAGUUUUUUUGAAUUUAACUGA